Synchiropus splendidus (mandarinfish) is the source of this 2388-nucleotide messenger RNA. RefSeq names its product UDP-glucuronosyltransferase 2C1-like. The transcript has 2 exons. Bases 188 to 1774 code for a protein of 528 amino acids. Gene Ontology annotation, molecular function: UDP-glycosyltransferase activity. The record is from RefSeq and is a predicted model, not a curated record. Lineage: Eukaryota; Metazoa; Chordata; Actinopteri; Syngnathiformes; Callionymidae.
UGCCCACAAUGAUAGUUCAGUCUUCGAUCUCCCUCGUUCGAUUGCUGUCACCAAGCUCCUCCUCCCCUGAGGGCUGUUCAAACCCACAUUCUCUUUUCCGGACUCAGAGAGAAACGGUUAAGGUGUGGAAACACAGGAAGGCAGAGAAAAAGUUUUUCUUUCACACUUUUGACUGAAAAGAAAGUAAAUGAAGCUGGAGAUUCUCUGCAGCUCGCUGUUGCUGCUGCUCAUCUUCAUGCCAAGUUGUUGUCAGGGAAGCAACAUCUUGGUCCUGCCAGUUGAAGGCAGCCACUGGAUUAACGUGGAUGUCAUACUUCACGCUCUGCACUCCAGAGGACAUGACAUCACAGUCCUGCGAUCCACCAAGUCCUGGUACGUCAAGGAGAACGCCACCCACUAUAAAACCAUCACUGUGAAAGUGGAGAAGGCCUUAGAUGAAACAAUGAUAAGCAAACUCAUUCAUGAUUUCAUCGCUUAUGACCGUGGAGCACUUCCUCUGCAGAGCUUCCUUUAUGUGACAGUGGCAGGUUUUGACAAGUUUCUUGAAGCUCAUUCUGCUAUUGCUGAGUUCAUCACAGCCGUCCUGGACGACCAGGAGUUGGUCCAGAAACUGAGAGACAGCAAAUUUGACUUGUUACUCACUGACCCCUGCUGGGGGGGAGGACCGGUUUUAGCCAAAUAUUUCAACCUUCCACUGGUUUAUAAUGUUCGCUGGAUAAUAGUGGGAGACAGUCACUUGGCUUUGGCACCGUCACCUAUUUCAUACAUUCCAAUGACUGGGUCGGGUCACACUGACAGGAUGACAUUCUUUCAAAGGGUCAAAAAUAUGUUAUGGUACGCUGUGAACAACAUCCAACUCAGCUUCCUGAUUCACAAAGUUUACCAGAAGCUGUGCGACAAGCAUCUUGGGCCGGGCCACGAUUACUACCAGCUCAUGAUGAGCGCAGAUAUCUGGCUGAUGAGGGCGGAUUUCGUGUUCGAGUAUCCUCGUCCAACGAUGCCUAAUGCUGUCUACAUGGGAGGCUUCCAGUGCAAACCCGCUCGGCCUCUGCCCCAACAUUUAGAGGAGUUUGUCCAGAGCUCUGGGGAACAUGGGGUCAUCCUCAUGUCUCUGGGAGCGUUUGUGAAGGAACUUCCUCAAGACUUGACGGAGGAGAUCGCCGCAGGUUUCGCCAAGCUACCUCAGAAGGUCAUCUGGAGGUUUCCAGGGAAAAAACCUGCAACUCUGGGCAACAACACGAUGACAGUGGAGUGGAUGCCUCAGAACGACCUUCUGGGACAUCCCAAGGUUAAACUGUUUGUUGCUCAUGGAGGAACCAAUGGGGUGCAGGAGGCCAUAUAUCAUGGCGUACCAGUGGUGGGCUUACCUUUGUUUUUCGAUCAAUAUGACAACCUGCUGCGGCUGGCUGACAGAGGAGGCGCCAAAAUCCUCAGCAUUAGAACUGUGGAUAAGGAUGACAACUUUGUCAACGCUGUUGAGGAAGUCCUGACUGAUCCGUCCUACAGAAGCAACAUGCAGAGACUCUCAAGGCUGCACCGAGAUCAGCCCAUGAAGCCUUUGGACACCGCUGUGUUCUGGAUCGAGUUUGUCAUCAGACACAAAGGAGCAGCUCACCUGAGAUCACAGUCCAUCAACCUACCGUGGUACACCUACCACAGUGUGGAUGUGCUGCUCUUCCUGGCUGCUGCUGCACUGCUGCUGCUCUCACUUCUUCUCUUCGCUCUCAAGUUCUUGUUCACCAGGAUCUGUCGACGUAAAGUCAAACGAGAAUAAGAAUCUACCUGGAUAAAUCAAGUGUUUUUUUAUUUUUUGCUUUUAAUAUUUUAUGUUCCAUGAAGAGCCUAAGUUGUGAGCUUCACAGGUUCGCUGGAUCUGAAGUGCUGGGCGCCAUAUUUCUAUCCAUCCUCCCAAAUUAUUAACAAUUUUCUGCCUUGUAAAAGAAAACAAAUUCCUGCCUCAUGUAAAAACUGAGGAAACUAACAGACACUGGAGUCCUCAGUGGAACAGAAGAGUGGACAUGAAGCUUUCCAAUGAUGGCCAAGUUAGAAGCUGGGUAAUGACAGUUAUCUUUAUCUUGAAUUCUUGGUUUGAAUUUUACUGAGUUCUAAUCAUGUGUCAGAUCUGUUUGACUGGGAUGAAGCUCAACUCUGUGUCGUAUCACUGGGUGCUCAGAGUGAUGAGAGCCUCAUGAGGACCUUGUUGCUGUCACUUCACCCGGAAACUCGCUGAUGAUCCACUUCCAGAGACGUUCUUCAACAAUGUAAAUAAAGGUCUGAUGUCACAGAUGACCUACUUGAGAAUAUAUUUCCAUGAGCAAAGGUUCAUAAAUUGGUCGGUUAAUUCUGAUUUGAAACAAAUAAAUGCGUUUCAACUCCAAAUAUGUUGUG